Molecule: messenger RNA, 2374 nt
Organism: Vitis riparia (riverbank grape)
Lineage: Eukaryota; Viridiplantae; Streptophyta; Magnoliopsida; Vitales; Vitaceae
Product: pentatricopeptide repeat-containing protein At1g71420-like
Exons: 2
Coding region: 88-2313 (741 amino acids)
Biological process (GO): RNA modification
Molecular function (GO): zinc ion binding; RNA binding; protein binding
Source: RefSeq, a predicted model, not a curated record
AGUCGUGAGCCGAACCGCACAGGAUCCAGUCCCCACCAGUGGAUAUUGGGAUCAGACUUUGAAUGGACCUUCUAUAUUCAUAAGGUGAUGUUGGGGUUAUUCGGGGAUGUUUUUUCUGGUUUCUUCCGAGGCUUCAGCACGACCGGCGUCUCCCUGAAUUCUGAAGCCAUCAAUCUUCUCCACCACAUUCGCCUUCUCUGCUCUCGCGGCCACCUCCAAGAAGCUCUCAAACUCUUCUACUCCAUCACCCCACCACCUCCACUCGUGCAUUCCCACCACACCUACGCCGCUCUCUUCCAGGCGUGCGCCCGCCGCAGUUCUCUCUCCCUAGGCCAAGCUCUCCACUGCCACAUGCUUUUACACAACCCCAACUCUGAUUUCAACCUCUUUUUGACCAAUCAUGUUGUCAACAUGUAUGCAAAAUGUGGGUCAUUGGAUUAUGCCCACCAAAUGUUUGAUGAAAUGCCGGAGACGAAUAUUGUUUCCUGGACUGCUCUCGUUUCUGGGUAUGCCCAGCAUGGUCGGUCUGAUGAGUGUUUUAGGGUCUUUAGGGGCAUGUUGAUUUGGCACCGGCCAACGGAGUUUGCGUUUGCCAGCGUGAUUAGUGCUUGUGGUGGGGACGACAAUUUUGGACGGCAGGUACACGCGCUUGCGUUGAAGACUUCUUUUGAUUCUUGUGUUUAUGUCGGGAAUGCUCUUAUUAUGAUGUAUUGCAAGAGUUGUGGUGGCGCGGAUGAGGCUUGGAAUGUGUAUGAGGCGAUGGGGUUUCGCAAUUUGGUUUCUUGGAAUUCUAUGAUUGCAGGGUUUCAGGUCUGUGGAUGUGGAAAUCGAGCACUUGAGCUCUUCUCACAGAUGCACAUUGGUGGAAUUCGGUUUGAUCGCGCCACACUGGUCAGCAUUUUUCCUUGCUUGUGUGGAAUGGGUGAUGGUCUUGAAUGUUGUUUUCAAUUGCAGUGUCUUACUAUAAAAACUGGGUUUAUCUCAAAAAUAGAAGUGGCCACUGCCUUGGUCAAGGCUUAUUCUAGUCUAGGAGGAGAGGUCAGUGAUUGUUAUAGGAUCUUCUUGGAAUUGGAUGGCCGUCAAGAUGUUGUUUCUUGGACUGGGAUUAUAGCAGCUUUUGCAGAACGGGACCCAAAAGAAGCACUCCUCCUCUUUCGGCAGUUUCUUCGAGAGUGUUUGGCUCCAGAUCGUCAUAUGUUCUCCAUUGUCUUAAAAGCUUGUGCUGGUCUUGCAACUGAGCGGCAUGCAUUGACUGUCCAGUCACAUGUUCUAAAAGUUGGAUUUGAGGGUGACACUGUGCUUGCAAAUGCCUUGAUUCAUGCUUGUGCUAGGUGUGGCUCCGUAGCAUUGUCAAAGCAAGCUUUUGACAAAAUGGGAUCCCGUGAUAUAGUUUCUUGGAAUUCAAUGUUGAAGGCAUAUGCUAUGCAUGGGCAAGGUAAGGAGGCAUUGCAACUCUUUUCACAAAUGGAUGCUCAACCUGAUGGCGCCACCUUUGUUGCUCUCCUCUCAGCUUGUAGUCAUGCUGGAAUGGUGGAAGACGGAGCUAAAAUAUUUGAGACAAUGUCUAACAAUCAUGGUAUUGUUCCUCAACUUGAUCAUUACGCCUGCAUGGUUGAUAUUCUUGGUCGAGCUGGUCAAAUUUCUGAGGCAAAGGAGCUUAUAGACAAAAUGCCAAUGGAGCCUGAUUCAGUGGUCUGGAGUGCUUUGCUUGGAAGUUGUAGGAAACAUGGUGAAACCAAGUUGGCCAAGUUAGCUGCAGUGAAAAUAAAGGAGUUGGAUCCCAAUAAUUCAUUAGGAUAUAUAUUGAUGUCAAACAUAUUUUGUACAGAUGGUCGUUUUAAUGAAGCAAGAUUAAUAAGAAGGGAGAUGGAAGGGAAGACAGUGAGAAAGGAACCUGGUUUGAGUUGGAUUGAGGUUGGAAAUCAGGUACAUGAGUUUGCCUCUGGAGGCCAACAACAUCCAGAAAAAGAGGCCAUAUGUGCCAGGCUUGAAGAGCUAGUUAGGCGAUUGAAGGAUUUGGGUUACAUGCCUCAAAUAAGUUUGGCCUUGCAUGACAUAGAAGAUGAACAUAAAGAGGAGCAACUGUAUUACCACAGUGAGAAGCUGGCUUUGGUUUUUGCUUUGAUGAAUGUAGGUAGUAUGUGUUGCAAUGGGAACACUAUAAAGAUUAUGAAGAAUAUUCGAAUUUGUGUAGAUUGUCAUAACUUUAUGAAGCUGGCAUCAGAACUUGUUGACAUGGAGAUUGUUGUGAGAGAUUCAAAUCGUUUUCACCAUUUUAAAGCGAAGCUGUGCUCUUGCAAUGAUUAUUGGUGACAAACCACUAUUACUAAACAUAGUGGAGAUCAUCAAGAUGAAUAUGUCCAUUGCUUUGAAA